Molecule: messenger RNA, 567 nt
Organism: Linum tenue
Lineage: Eukaryota; Viridiplantae; Streptophyta; Magnoliopsida; Malpighiales; Linaceae
Source: the annotation of a GenBank genome assembly
AUGAAGGGUCACCGCCGUGCAUUGUUGGACAGGAUGCUCUUCCUGUUGAUGAUCAUGUUUUUUGUGCCGGCGGUGCAUGCAGCUGGUUCCCCGCCACUCGGGUUUGGCUUCUACACGCGUUCUUGCCCAGCCGCCGAAUCCAUUGUGAGAAGAACCGUGAGAAGGGCGGUGUCUCACAAUCCCUGCAUCGGGGCUGGGUUCAUUAGGUUGCACUUUCAUGACUGCUUCGUCCGGGGUUGUGAUGGUUCUGUGUUGCUAAAAUCCCUCCCCGGUGGCCCAAAAGCAGAGAGAGAUCACCCGGCCAACAAAUCCCGGGUUGAGAGGAUUCAACGUCAUCUCCAAAGCCAAAAGAAGAAUCGAGCGCAUCUGCCCCAACACAGUCUCCUGUGCCGACAUCCUCGCUUUCGCCGCCAGGGACAGCUCCCAGAUACUCGGGCGCAUCAAAUACCCUAUCCCCGCCGGCCGCGCGACGGCAACGUCUCCAGCUUCAACGAGGUCACGCAAAACCUCCCUUCCCCGAGACUCUCGGCCAUUAAUAUAUACUUACGGAGCUUAAUUAGAAGCUAG